UAUUAGAUUUCGGAUUAUCCAAAAACACAAGACCUAUCCAAUCAUUCUUCAUCUUCAUUUUCCAGCAAUGAUUUUCCAACUAUUUCCUUUGCAAUCAAACAAAAUUCUCUCUCUCGUAUAUUCGCAUCGCAGAAAUAUUGAACGCCAAAUGUCAAUUUCAAACCAAACUUAGAUUGGAAAAAGUUAGAAAUCUUUUUUAGUCUCAACUAUCAAAAUUCCCCCAAAUUCGAGGUAUGGCGUUCUCGAUUCACUCGCCGGGAAUUUCAUUGCUCGCCGGAAGUGGAAGGCCUGGGAGAAUCACUCCGGCAACCAGAAGAAGAAACGUCAGGUUUUCCGUCUGUUCGGGCGUUAAGGAUUUGGAGAAGAAGAAGGUUUCGAAAUUGAGGAGAGGCGGCGAUGGAUACGAGGAUAGUCUGUGGUGGUUGUACGGGCAGGUGAAGCAGGAGGAGACGGUGUCGUUUUCCGUGAGCGAGGUUAAGGAUGAGGAAGGGAAGAAGCAGGAUUAUUAUGUGAAUACGGGUUACGCGAUUCGGACUAUCCGAGAGGAGUUUCCGGAGCUUUUCUACCGAGAGCUAAGCUUUGAUAUAUACAGGGAUGACAUCGUCUUCAAGGAUCCCCUCAACACUUUUUAUGGCAUAGAGAAUUACAAGUCGAUCUUCUGGGCUCUAAGAUUUCACGGAAGGAUUUUCUUCAAGGCCCUGUGGGUCGACAUUGUAAGCGUGUGGCAGCCUGUGGAGAACCUGAUAAUGGUCCGUUGGACUGUCCACGGCAUCCCACGUGUCCCAUGGGAGAGUCAUAGCAGAUUCGAUGGUACCUCAGAGUACAAGCUUGAUAAGGACGGGAAGAUCUACGAGCACAAAGUUCACAACAUUGCAUUGAACGGACCUCAGAAGUUUCAAGUAAUAGGUGUGGAGCUGUUGAUUCAAUCAAUAGGUUGCCCCUCCACCCCAAAGCCGACUUAUUUUGAACUUCUAUCUCCUUCAACGACAAAUAUUGUGCCACUGAUGAAAUUAUCUGCUGUUAAAUGCUACUUAGCUUCUGUUCUAACUAGACUUCUGAAGUUCGAGGUCAAGUCAUGAUGCACUACGCGGAAUCCUCUGGUCCGAGCAUUGCCCCCGGGGGCUUGUUUGAGGUGUGUUCUUCAUGAUUUUCGCCUCGUUAAUUUUGAAAUUUGUGGAAUAUGUAUGGUGUUGAUAGUAACUCGAGUUUCUGCAGUGUAAUUGCGUUAUCUGUAUAGCGUCACCAUCGAGUAAAUAUAAUGACUAUUUAGUGUGUGUUUACCGAAGUCUGUACAUAGUAUUCGAGCUUUGAAUAAAUGUAUCUCAAAAGAGUAACUUUUUAUCUUUUUCA
Salvia miltiorrhiza (redroot sage) is the source of this 1350-nucleotide messenger RNA. RefSeq lists its product as uncharacterized. Bases 234 to 1079 code for a protein of 281 amino acids. NCBI's taxonomy places the organism in Eukaryota, Viridiplantae, Streptophyta, Magnoliopsida, Lamiales, Lamiaceae. The transcript has 2 exons. The record is from RefSeq and is a predicted model, not a curated record.